Globicephala melas (long-finned pilot whale) is the source of this 4097-nucleotide messenger RNA. RefSeq names its product protein CutA homolog. Gene Ontology annotation, molecular function: copper ion binding. Lineage: Eukaryota; Metazoa; Chordata; Mammalia; Artiodactyla; Delphinidae. Gene Ontology annotation, biological process: response to metal ion. The record is from RefSeq and is a predicted model, not a curated record.
CGGUAGCAUCGUGGCGUUGUGUUGGACGCUGCUCAGUUGGUCCUGCUGUCCGACUCUCCGGUUGGUUUGCUUCUGUCUCACUGAGAGCGAAGGCUGGGUAAAUGCCUGGCAAGCGGUGUGGUGAGAAUGAGGACCAGCCAAAGGUUGAACGGCCUUGGGGGCGGCCCCCUGGCUCUAAAACCAGGCUCAGCAGCGGCUCUGGUGGACGCCGCUGCGGCUUGGGCAGGGGCAUAGGCCGCCCGGGGCGGGGCGGAGGCGGUGGGCAUCCUGCUCCCGGGCCAGACACGUAUUAAGAGGAGGCGGAGGGUCAUGUGUCUGGAAGACGAGAUGAAAAUUCUCGAGAAGCUGGAAGAAGGGUUUGCGCACCCUUAAGCAAAACGAGGAGGCGGUCAGGACCAGCAUGGAGAGUGUUUCGCCCGUCUGCUCCUAGGUGCUGUGCAUUCCUCAGGACGUAAACAUCGAGAAGAUGGAGACGAAUUAAUCUUUGGGGUCUAGGAUUAGACCAAAGGAGGAGGGGGCAGCCUGUGACGCUGAAGGCCAUCUGCAGCCAGGCCAAACGGGUUUACAUGCAACUGGUGGAAACCACUGGCAAGGGCAACCCAGAGAAGUUUCAUGCGAGCAAGGGAUGGUUGGAGAAGUUUAGAAAUCGCUAUAGGCUGCUGAAUUCGAGGUUGAUAGGGGAGGAAGAACCGUUAAAUACCCAGUCGGCACCCACGUAUUCCAAGCAACUCCAGAAACUGAUCAGAGUUAGUGGCUUUGUACGUCAACAGGUCUUCACCGCCAAGCAGAUGAGCCUGUUUUGGAAGUGCUUGCCUUCGCGUACUUUUGGGGAAAAAGACAAAAUUCUGGAAAGCUUAGAGGAAGCUAAGGACCAGAUUUCUUUCAAUUUUUGUGCCAGUGCCACAGGUGACAAAACCAUGGCUGCUUUAUGAAGCAGCACCUGUUUUAUGGAAAAAAAUAUAUAACGCCUUCCUAUUUUCCGGUGAUCACUAACAGUAUCAUUAACAGCUGCCCUCAUUUUGGAUUGGCUUCGUAAUUGUUUUAUUCAUUGAACCUGGAGUUAUUUAACAGAAAAAAAUCUUGCCUUCAGAGUGUUACUGUUUUGGACAGAGGUCUCAGUCACCCAGACUCCAUUCUUUGCUCAUCCCAAUGAUGAUAUUGUGUUUCUUCAUCUGGAGGGCAGUAGCUAUCUUAAGCCCUUGGAUCAGGGUAUAAUUGAAGCAUUCAGGAGGUAAUACACCAAGCAUAUGUUGGACUACUUUGCCGACUUUUUGAAAAAAACCCUUGCCUCACUUUGAAGGAAACAUGGUAACAGUACAACUUUAAUGAUGCUUUGGUAGUAAUAAAAGAGGUGAUGGAUGAUAUAAAAACCAGCCUCUCUUAAUAAAGCUUGGUGGAACCUUUGGGAUGAUGUUGUGAAUGAUUAUGCAUGUUUCCCUAGAGCUAAUGAAGAAGUUGAAAAAAAUCAUAGAGUCUGAAAAUGGAUGGGCUUUAAAUUCAUCGAUAUUGAUGAAAGUGAAAUUAAUAAGCUACUUAAGUUUCAAGCUUUGGCAAUAACAGAGAGUCUAUAUCUGUAGAUGAGGAAGAAGGCAAAUCUCUGGAACCAGAGAUAAAGUUGAACUUAAGGAAACAAUUCUGUCUUACACCAGGUGUCAGACCUCAUUGAAGCUGCAAUUGAUCUUUACUGGAUUGAAGUUUGGCCUUUAAAGAUUUCAGUAAAGUGUUGUAUACCUGUAAAGAGGCCCAAAAGAACCUUCAAAAUAAAGCAAAGGAGAUGAAGAAAGAGAAGGAAGACACAAACAAUAAAGAGGAAGUAGUGUGGGUGAAAGAGAUGGGUACAGAAUCUGACUCUGAAGAGGAUUCUGAGUCCAUAUCUGAAUCCAGUAAGGAGGAGGAGAGAAAGAGAAGAGGGUAAGAAGCCUCCAGAAGAAGAGCUUAUAAUCUCAGGCAGUGGCACUGAGGCUCUUACUAGAUCUGAAGAAUCUGCCAAGGCCAUAAAUGCAGAAUUGGACUUUUGGAAUCUAACCUUGGAAUUGAAUCUGAAGAGAGUAGAAGUGCCUGAGUUGAAGUAAGAAGAGAAUCCAGAAGCGGUUUCUUCCAAAUAACAGUUCAUCUCUUGCCAUCCUUCCCCUGCUGCCCCAGCAUCGCCUUCAUCACGACCAUCCUUAUAAUCACCAAAUCAACAAACAUUUAUUGAGCAUAAUCUCUGUGGGAUCCUGUGCUAAACUCUGGGACAUCAUCUCAGGAUCUAAGAUCCUGACUGCUUCUUUCCUGACAUACCCCAUGCUCAGGACCCUUAGCCAGCAGCUCCUUUCAGUUGUCACUGGCAGCUAUGUCUCCGGCACUUACUCCAUCGUUUUUGUCAACUGUCCCAACGAGCAGAUUGCCAGAGAUAUUGCCAGGGCUAUACUGGAUAAGAAGCUGACUGCCUCUGUGAACAUCCUGCCUAAGGCAUACUCACUAUACUAUUGGAAUGGAGAAAUAGAAGAAGCCACUGAAAUCCUGCUGUUAAUAAAGACAAAGACUUCCAAGGUCCGUAUGCUAUCCAGCUACAUCAGGUUGGUGCAUCCUUUUGAAAUCCCAGAGGUCUUCAGUCUUCCCAUGGACCAAGGAGAUGUGCACUAUUUAAAGUGGCUGGAGGAGGGCAUGGAGGAGGAAUGAGUGGGGGCUUCUUGUGCCUCCUGCUGGCUGACUCUAACCUUCAUCAGCUGUUCUCUGGGGGAGGGGAGGCUUCUCUCUGCCCCCUCGCAUCUCUGGAUUCCAUGCUUUUGUCAGCACAGAGGAGUUAAGUAACUUGUGGAGGGUGAAGGUCCAAGGCUUCUGAGGCUGGAAGACGACGCUGGGCCAGUCAGGCCAAGCAAGAACCCCGUGGAUCUUGUCUCUGAGUGCAUCAUGCGUAGAGGUGGCUGGGGGUGGGAGGGCGAGGGUGACUGUGUAUGGGGACCAAGGGGAGGCAGCAGUGAGGGUGAGGUUUGUCAUCUACGUUCACUGAGCCUAUAUUGAGUGCCUAGUAUGUUAUUACUCUCCUGCCUCUCAUGAGGAAUGGACCUGUUGACCUGUCACCCAGAAGUGUGUGGGGUGAAUACCACCUUCUAGGGGAACUGGAAGUGCUUUAUCCAAAAGCAAGAAUUGCUAAUGGUGGAAUUUCAGGGACAAGCAGGAUUUUAUUUCUUCUAGCUAAAGAUGGUGUUUGUUAUUCCUGAGUCCUGAGGAAGUGGGACUGGAAGUGGGCUUCCUGAGUGCACGUAGGACUAGGGAGUAUUAGGGCCUAGACAUAGCCUCACGGAUUGGGAGUAGGUCUUGACUCUUUCCUAGCCUGAAGGGCCAGACAUCAGAAGGUUCUGGUGCCCUGCUCAGUGGAGACAUGGGUUCUGAGCCCACCAUAGUAACCUCUCCACUUGAGCAUUGAAACUGAGCAUCCUGAAGGAGGAAGAACCCAGGGGGACUGCUAGACAAGUGUUUUUCAGACUUGCUCCACAGAACCCCAGGGGUUCACAGAAGGUAUCCUGGGGGCUACUCAUACUUCAACCAGUGCAACUGUGCUUUUAUUAUUUUUAUGUAUUGAGCUAAGUUUCUGUUGUUAAAAGUUUGUAAACCAGUGGCCUAAGCCAGUCCCCAUUUUAUAGGAAAGGAAACUGAACUGCAGUGAGGUCCAGAAAGUGGGUGGCAAUGCUGAGUUACAGACGGGAUAGCUAAGGCUGCUCACUCUGUCUGGUGCUCUCCUAAACCUGUUCCACAGGUGUCUUCUCCACGGGGAAGAUCCCUGUGGAGUGAGAAGAGACACCUGAUCUAGGCUGCUUCCAUGGCUCUGUCACAAGGUGACUCCGCUCUGGGGACACCAUGGGCAGUUUGGGUGGGAGUCCACAGACAUCUGCGGUAUCCUAGGUCUUCCUUCUCAAGAGGGAAGGGUGUGUGGGAAGGGUUUUGCCAGCCUCUGGUUCUGACACCUUCUGUGCUUCUUGGACCUUAGUUCCUCCAGAUAUAAAAUGAGGGAGGAUCUGCAAGGACCCUUUCAUGAAGACCAUGUAGCGACUUCAGGCUGAGCCCCUUCCAAAGGUCCAGAGGAUCCUGUUUGUGAUAGUGGGGAGUUUGGUGGG